GCUUGUAGACUGACUAAUUGUGAACAUGUUGACUGGGAACUAGCGGCCGCUCUGACUAAUUAGAGUUCGAAGACACCAGUAAAUACGCAUCACAUUCCAUGAGGACUUUGCACUUGGAAAUCUAAUAUUUUAGCCAGAGUCGGAGAGUUUGGACUCAGUUUCAAUUCCUCUACUGCCAAAGUUACUCUGAGGCGUCGACUAUCGUGCACUGAAGGGACAUAACUUUGAAAGAUCAUCAUGCCUCGGUCUUUCCUCGUGAAAAAGUAUUUUACCAACAAGAGACCUAAUUACAGCGAACUUGAAGAUCAACAUGACGCCCCUAUGGAGAGGUACCCUCUGGCUGAGCUAGCCCCAGGCGACAGCAGCGUGACCUGCAUUACCGCUGGUCUGCUAUGGGACGUGAGUCUCCUCCCGGCCCUGCAACUCCCCAUGUCCCCGACGAGCCUGUCCUCCGCUACGGCCCCCCUGGACCUCAGCUCUCCUUCCAGCUUCAGCGGCACCAACAGCAGCAGCAGCAGCAGUGCCAGCAGUAGUAGUGGGGAGGAAGACGAUGGGGGCCGCACCUCUGACCCCCCGAGCCCCGAGUCCACAGAGAACUACAGGCCCCCCCAGCGACAGCGCCGGACCACCAGCGGCAAGGGCCGGGCAGGUGCGCGGGAUGAGCAGCGGGAGGCCACGGUGGUGACCGCUGCUGCCAGGCCGGCCUUCUUCUGCAAGCACUGUCCCAAAGAGUACACGAGCCUGGGCGCCCUGAAGAUGCACAUCCGCUCACACACGCUGCCCUGUGUGUGCCCCACCUGCGGCAAGGCCUUCUCUCGGCCGUGGCUGCUGAGGGGCCACAUCCGCACUCACACAGGCGAGCGCCCCUUCUCCUGCCCGCACUGCAACCGUGCGUUUGCUGACCGCUCCAACCUGCGGGCCCACCUGCAGACGCACGCCGACGUGAAGAAGUACCAGUGCAGCACCUGCUCGCGCACCUUCAGCCGCAUGUCGCUGCUGCAGAAGCACAGCUCCGCUGGCUGCAGCGUGCCCACGGUCUGACCGCAAGGCAUUCUGGGAGAACACGGGAGAAAAGGGGGUUGGGUCGGGGAGGGGAAGGUGGUCACCUUUGCCCCCUCCCCCACCCACUUAACUCCCCCACAAACACAUUACCAAAGAAAAAAGAAAAACGAAAGCGCCGUUCUGCGCCUUUAAGUGCAGUCAUUUCACUCACAUGAUGUGGAACGAAAAAGCGCCGGUCUGCACCUUUAAGUGCAGUCAUUUCACCCACGGCGGAACGUUUUCUCUCUCGGUACUGGAGAGACUGGGUUUUUUUGGACAGUGGGUUUCUCUGUUGCUGAAAAUGCAAAGCCAACAAAUGUGUGCCUUCGAGAGCGCGACCGACCAGCAGCUGCUCGACAUUCGGCGGUGCCUCCUUCCCUCCCUCCCUCGCUCGCUCCCUCCUUCCCUUGCUCCCGCCCUCUCGCUCUCUACCCCGUCCAUAAGAAGGCUCCCUGGAGCGGCAGGCUUGGGAGCAGUGCCCUGGUGGAGAAAUGGUGCUUCUCUGACUAAUUGUUAUUCCAGAGCGGCCUUCGGUGCCGGCCGACGGAGACAACCGCCGACCAGGGACAGCUGCC
This is a messenger RNA of Sardina pilchardus (European sardine), 1616 nucleotides long. RefSeq names its product snail family zinc finger 1a (gene snai1a). Lineage: Eukaryota; Metazoa; Chordata; Actinopteri; Clupeiformes; Clupeidae. The record is from RefSeq and is a predicted model, not a curated record. The transcript is spliced from 3 exons. The coding region runs from base 238 to 1041 and encodes 267 amino acids. Gene Ontology annotation, molecular function: DNA-binding transcription factor activity, RNA polymerase II-specific; RNA polymerase II cis-regulatory region sequence-specific DNA binding. Gene Ontology annotation, biological process: regulation of transcription by RNA polymerase II.